This is a messenger RNA of Rattus norvegicus (Norway rat), 2383 nucleotides long. Lineage: Eukaryota; Metazoa; Chordata; Mammalia; Rodentia; Muridae. The record is from RefSeq and is a predicted model, not a curated record.
GGAGAAGAGUCUCGCGAGGAUUUGAGAACCAGCGCGGGAUCGAGUCGGAGUUGCCAGGAGACAGCACAGCCUCCUCUGACCAGUGCGGGUCCCGGAGUAGUGGAGGUGCUGCACUGCUGCCAUCAUGGCACCCAAAAGGAGAGGGAAGAAAGGGAAAGCCAAAGGGAAUGCAGUCGUUGAUGGGGUCGCACCAGAGGACAUGUCCAAGGAGCAGGUGGAGGAACAUGUCGCCCGCAUCCGGGAGGAGCUGGACCGGGAGCGGGAGGAGCGCAACUACUUUCAGCUGGAGCGGGACAAAAUCCACACCUUCUGGGAGAUCACGCGGAGGCAGCUGGAGGAGAAGAAGGCUGAGCUGCGCAACAAAGACCGGGAGAUGGAGGAGGCCGAGGAGAGGCACCAGGUGGAGAUCAAGGUUUACAAGCAGAAAGUGAAGCACCUUCUGUACGAACACCAGAACAAUCUGGCAGAGGUGAAGACUGAGGGCACCGUGGUCAUGAAGCUGGCCCAGAAGGAGCACCGCGCCCAAGAGGGCGCUCUGCGCAAGGACAUGCGCGUGCUGAAAGUGGAGCUGAAGGAGCAGGAGCUGGCUAACGAGGUGGUGAUAAAGAACCUGCGUCUGAAACAAGCCGAGGAGAUUACCAAGAUGCGAAAUGACUUUGAAAGGCAAGUUCGAGAAAUCGAGGCCAAAUAUGAUAAAAAGAUGAAGAUGCUUCGAGACGAGCUUGACCUGCGGAGAAAGACUGAGAUCCACGAGGUGGAGGAGAGGAAGAACGGGCAGAUCAGUACGCUGAUGCAGCGUCAUGAGGAGGCCUUCACUGACAUCAAAAACUACUACAAUGACAUCACUCUCAACAACCUGGCCCUCAUCAAUUCCCUCAAGGAGCAGAUGGAGGAUAUGAGGAAGAAGGAGGAGUACCUGGAGAGGGAGAUGGCGGAGGUGUCUCUGCAGAACAAGCGGCUGGCUGAGCCGCUGCAGAGAGCCAAGGAGGAGAUGAGCGAGAUGCAGAAGAGACUGGGGAACCAUGAGAGGGACAAGCAGAUCCUGGCCUGUACGAAGGCACGUUUGAAGGUCACUGAGAAGGAGCUGAAGGACCUGAAGUGGGAGCAUGAGAUCCUGGAGCAGAGGUUCAUCAAGCUUUUUGAACAACGGCGUACCCUUGAGCAGCAUCCAAGAUCGAGCACACGUGGUUUCACCACCCGUCCAGCUACAGAGUUCUCCCAGCCUCUAACUCCAUGUCCAGUGAAUAUGCAUAGCUUCAGUGCCUUGGGUCCCUAGAGUUUGCUGAAAAGGCCCAUCUCUGCCUUCCCUCGCCAAAUGCUGACCGCAGAAGCACAGGGAGAAGGAAGGUGGCCCUGCUGACAGUGGGGUGUUUGGUGAUCCACCCCUUGGCUCCACCCUUACGGACAGCGACAGAACCCAAGUCAUACCCUCUAAGGUGCUCAGUGCCUGUGAAAGUCAACCUGGAUCUGACAUGGAUGGAUGUUUCAGAGGAGCCUGCUCUGGGGAAGAUGAGAUUCUCAGAUCAUGUAUGCUGGCCAAAGCCCUGGGGCCCUGGGGUGCAGGGUUGGCCUUGGCCAGAUGUUUGAAACUGCCAAGGCAGGGGAGGUAUCAGCAAGGCUAGAGGAAGACGGUGAAUCUCUGCCACUCACAGGAAUUCUCAUAACUGUAUGUUAAGUGUGCCCUGCCUAUAGUCUUGGUCUUUCACAGCACAUGUUAAUAGGAGAUGGGCAAGGAUGUCCCCGUGGUUGAUAGACACUUGCUUCAAGUUUGACCUGGACCUGCCUUGACUCUCAUCUGGGGUGGUUGGUGAUAAUGUCUCAUCUGAGCCCAGGGCCCUAACUUGGGCACGGCUGGCUCUGACCUACCUGUGGAGCGGUUUUCAGAGCAUGGCUCUCCUUCUAGCUCUUAUUUCCUGAGAGGAGCAGUCGGGGUGCUGUGUGGUCAGGGUGCUGGGUGGUCAGGGUGCUGGGUAGUCAGUUUUAUGUCUACGUGACACAGGCUAGAGUCAUCUGAGAGUGGAGAAUCUCAAUGAGGAAAUGCCUGCCUCCACAAGGUCAGGCUGUAGGUAGGCCUGUAGGGCAUUUUCUUUUCUUUCUUUUUUUUUUUUUUUUUUUUGGUUUUUUUUUUUUUGGAGCUGGGGAUCCAACCCAGGGCCUUGCGCUUCCUAGGUAAGCGCUCUACCACUGAGCUAAAUCCCCAGCCCCACAUUUUAUUUUCUUAAUUAGUGAUUGAUGAAGGAGGGCCCAAACCAUUGUAGGUGGGGCCACCCCUGGGCUGGUGGUCCUGAGUUCUAUAAGAAAGCAGGCUGAGGGCUGGAGAGGUGGCUCAGUGGUUAAGAGUCCCGACUACUCUUCCAGAGGUCCUGAGUUCAAUUCCCAGCAA